Panthera uncia (snow leopard) is the source of this 1379-nucleotide messenger RNA. Its product is annotated as olfactory receptor 13A1. The transcript has a single exon. Gene Ontology annotation, molecular function: G protein-coupled receptor activity; olfactory receptor activity. Gene Ontology annotation, cellular component: membrane. Gene Ontology annotation, biological process: G protein-coupled receptor signaling pathway. Lineage: Eukaryota; Metazoa; Chordata; Mammalia; Carnivora; Felidae. The record is from RefSeq and is a predicted model, not a curated record.
AUGGAGCUGUGAGUAGAGAUUCACCUGAUGAUCAUGGAAACCCCUCUCAGCCCAAGGACCAUGCGUAACCAGACGCUAGUAACAGAGUUUAUCUUGCAGGGCUUUUCAGAGCACCCAGAAUACCAUGUGCUCUUAUUCAGCUGUUUCCUCUCCCUCUACUCUGUGGCCCUCACAGGUAAUCUCCUCAUCAUUUUGGCCAUCAGCUUCAACUCUGGGCUCCAUACCCCCAUGUACUUUUUUCUGUUCAACUUGGCUACCAUGGAUAUUAUCUGCACCUCUUCCGUCAUGCCCAAAGCACUGGAGGGUCUGAUGUCAGAGGAGAGCUCCAUCUCUUAUGGGGGUUGCAUGGCCCAACUCUGUUUCCUCACAUGGGCUGCAUCCUCUGAGCUGCUCCUCCUCACGGUCAUGGCCUAUGACCGGUAUGCAGCCAUCUGCCACCCUCUGCAUUACAGCACCAUGAUGAGCAAGGCUUUCUGCAGCAAGCUGACCACAGGUGUCUGGGUACUCUGUGCCUUCAACACAACCAUCCACACUGGGCUGAUGCUGCGGUUGAAUUUCUGUGGUCCCAAUAUCGUUACCCAUUUUUUCUGUGAGGUCCCUCCUCUGUUGCUUCUCUCCUGUAGCUCCACCUAUGUGAAUAGCAUCAUGGUUGUCCUGGCUGACGCCUUUUAUGGCAUAUUGAACUUCCUGAUGACCAUCGUGUCAUAUGGCUUUAUCAUCUCCAGCAUUCUAAAGAUGCGGACUGUAGAGGGGAAGAAAAAAGCCUUUUCCACCUGCUCUUCCCACCUCAUUGUGGUGUGUAUGUAUUAUACCGCUGUCUUCUAUGCCUACAUAAGCCCUGUCUCUAGCUACAGUGCAGAGAAGAGCAAGUUGGCUGGUGUAUUGUACACCAUGUUGAGCCCUACUCUCAACCCCCUCAUAUAUGCUCUGAGAAACAAGGAGGUCAAAGCAGCCCUCAGGAAGAUUUUCUCCUUCACCAGAAAUUAAUUUCUGUCUUCUGCAACUUUUGUUGGAGACUGCAUAUUGAAGUCCACGGUGGCCUCAGAGACUCUCCAAUGAAUAAGGCUUUGAAAACUACCACUAAUGAACCAGUGUGAUUACGAGGUUUUCAACAUGCUGUGUAGAGCAAUUAUUGGUAAUCGUCUUGGUUUCUUGCAAUUUAUAUAUUUUCCGCAGCUUGUAACGGAUUUUUUAAAAAAAUAGUACUUAAAUGAGUACUGAGUGAUUAAGAGCACAUUAUUCAUCUGGCAAAACAAAACUCAUUUGAUCUAUAUCCUUAGAAAAUUGGUAAUUCAGUUAAGAAUACACUAGUACUCAUGAUGAUGAAUGUAAAAAGAAAAGGCAUAACAGCGUUGCUUUGCAGGGUGUGGUGUGGAUGU